AUGUCUCAAAGCUCUACCUGGGACCCAUUACUAUUUCUUACUCUUCCAGUUACUCUAAGAAAGUGUGUAUACUGGCACUUGGACGGACAAUUAACUCGUUUGAGACUGCCGUCGUCAUAUGAACUGUUCACCGACACGAUGACUGAGUCUCGAAAGACUGCACGAAGAAAGAGGCAGGCCUUUAAACUGCGGAAAAAACUCCAAAAAUUCAUCGAGCUGUAUAGCUAUAUGCCAGAUUUUGUAAACUCAUGGUUGGACUACAUGUCUUGUCUGCGAUACGACUGCGUAGUGCUGGAUUAUCUACGAGUGAACAGAGAGCUUGAAAGCACACUUACGCAAUUACAUUGGAUUUUUAUCGAUGGGUGUCUCAUGCUGGGACUAUUCAGUCCCGAGGGAUUACUACAACAUUGGUGCUCUUUGGAAGAGUAUAAAGAUUUGGUCGACAAUGACUUGAACCUUGCUACGGUGGUAAACAUGGAGCAUUUGAAUGGCGAAGAGCUACGACAGUUGAACACGCAGCUAGAAAAAUUGGAAGUGAAAGACCUUGUUCGUCAAGUCACCUUCUAUCAAGAUGAAGAAAUACCCGAAACUGCAGGUGUCCGGGAUCUGAUCUCGAUGCUAGAAAGUCUCAAAGGUUUACAGACCCUCGCAGUCACCAGCAACAGCAUGUUCGAACGGCUAGUGAAUUUUCACGGCUUCAGGGACUAUCCCGGUCACACCCUCGGAUACGCAGUGAGGAAAAGAGUCGCGGAGCUGGAAAUCAGCCGGUGUGGGGUCCUGGGCGGUCCGCAAUCCUUAGCGAACCUGGAGCGUUGGGAAGCAGUCGGCAAGGUAACGUUUUCAUUCUUGGAAGCGCUGGAUCUCAACCAGGUGGUUUUGCCGCCGCAUUGCGUGUGGUUGCGUCUCCAGAACGUUAAGAGACUAAGAUGGUGGGAUCUUCAAGCGUUGCGUACUAUACUGCCGAGUCGAUUACUAUUAUCCGGGUCUAUAAACGAAACGCUCGAUCAUUCGGAGGCUUGGAGUAAGCCCGUGGUCGAAGUCUUGGACGCUUCAGAACUACAUACUUGCAAAGCUUUGUUAUGGGAGACUUUGCGCCAUCUACACCGAAUACAGCUGAUCGAUGUGAUGGAAAUUGAACCUGUUGCCAUUCUGCCGUUGUGUUUAUACAAUAGUGGCCAGAUUCAGUGCUCUGGAACAACUGAUCUCAAGCGGGUGCUUUAUCUAUAG
Molecule: messenger RNA, 1227 nt
Organism: Lachancea meyersii CBS 8951
Lineage: Eukaryota; Fungi; Ascomycota; Saccharomycetes; Saccharomycetales; Saccharomycetaceae
Source: the annotation of a GenBank genome assembly